AUGAAGUUUCAAGACCGAGGGCACUCGAGUCCGCUCUUGAAGAUCGCGUCAUCGUCUCGUGGUCUCAGUACCCUCAUGUGGCUCUUGGCCUGUACCUGCUGCUUCGCGCUUGGACUCAUUGUGUCCUACACGAACACCUCGUCACUCUCUUUGAUCCCUUUUAAGGUCCUGGAGACGUCCCGUUGGCUCCGCACUAGACCAUCGACGUGGCAAAGUCUGUCGCACGCUUCGUCUGCCACAACCUUGUCCAUCAGCCACGACGAGUACGCGCGGGGUAUUAUCCUGUGUCUGCACAAUGGCAUUGUGGCCAUGGGCGUGUCGCUUAUCCGAGAGCUGCGUUGUUUGGGCAACUUGGAGCUCAUUCAAGUGUAUCACUGCCUUCCUACCGAAAUGUCGGACGAGAGUCGAGCGCUGCUUACGCGCAAUGACGCGCGCGUGAAGAUUAUAGACGUGUGCACGGAUAUUCUGGCGAAAACAGGCGCCGAGAAUUUAUUUGGAGGCAAAGUGGAGAAGGCGAAGAAGUUCAAGAACUAUUGGGUCAAACCACUGGCAUUGUACCAUACCAAGUUGCGAGAAGUGAUUUAG
Messenger RNA from Peronospora matthiolae, 585 nucleotides. Lineage: Eukaryota; Oomycota; Peronosporomycetes; Peronosporales; Peronosporaceae. The record is from the annotation of a GenBank genome assembly.